AUGGCUGUUGAUUGGAGCAUAGUUGAUCAGAUCAGGCUAUUCAGAUGGGUAUCUGAAUUUAAGCCUGCUGGAAUUGAUAAACAUUUCAAUAUGAUAUGUAUUUUGGAAAGAAUGAACAAUCCUGAUAAGUAUCCUGUAAUAACGUUACAGAAAGAACAAUUCAAGCAUAGCAAAAAGUUUACUUCUGAAGAUAUAAAGAGUAAAUUGAAGAUGUACUAUGACUUAGACAAGCUAGAUGAGUUAGAAUACAAGAAUUCUAAAUCUGAAACUGAUGAAAAGAAUAAAGAUGUUGAUAAAAAUUAUUCAGAAUACAAUCAAAGGUUCACACAACAACGUGAUUUUGGUUUACCAUGGGAUGAAUAUGGUGAACUAAUGUUGGCUAACGCUAGAAAUGGUGUAGACGAAUCUGGUGAGGAUGAAGAGCAUCUUAAAAGUACAAGAGCAAUGCAAGUAAAAGCAAAUAUAUCAAAGUCCAGUUACGAGAAAGUGGAGCAAACUGUGAAGGAUACCAAGAAAAUAGCAAACAUAGAUUCUAGGGGCAAAGAACACAUGAAGCUAAACGAUUCAAUAGUAAAGAAGACAAGAGACGUUCAAGAAGAUGGAAAUGAUACAGUUAAGGAGAUUGAAAAAAGUUCCAAAAAGGUUACUACAGAAGAGAAAACACCAGAGGCACCAAAAUCCCUGGAAUUAAUACCUAGUCAGUUAGAAUCUGAAAAACUAACUUCUGUAGAGGCAGUAUCUCAAGAAACAGUUUCCGACAAAAUAGUGUCUGAAGAAAUAGCUUCUGAAGAGGAAACCACUGAAAAAUCAGUUUUCGAAGUGCCAUUAUUGGACGAAUUUACAUCUGAACAAUCUAAUGUCAAAGAUUCUGUUUCUAAAAAAGCAGUACCUGAAGAGCCAGUACCUGAAGAGCCAGAAACUGAAGAGCCAGAAACUGAAGAGCCAGAAACUGAAGAGCCAGCAACUGAAGAAUCAGUAUCCGAAGAGCCAGAAACCGAAGAGCCAAUAACUGAAGAGCCAGAAACCGAAGAGCCCGCAACUGAAGAACCAGUAUCUGAAGAGGCAGUAUCUGAGGAACCGGUAUCUGAAGGGGCAGUAACUGAAGAACCGGUGUCUAACGAAUCAGUAACUGAAGAACCGUUGUCUAAAGAACCAGUAACUGAAGAACCAGUACUUGAAGAAUUAGAAUACAAGACAGAACCGGAAAAUUCUGAACCAAUAACACCUGAGGAAGAAACUACCGAUCAAGCUUCAACAUCUAAAGUAAAUACCGAAUUGUCUGAACAAUCUGAUCAAUCAGGACAAUCUGAGCUACCUGAAGAUAUAAUUAACAAGGAAAAAGAAGAAUCUGAAGUAAAUGUAGAAGAGAUAACAAAAUCACCUAUUAAAGAGGAAUUUGAAAAGAACGAAAAGGUAGAAGCAGAACAAACAAAAAUAGAACAAGAACCCAAAAUAGAGGAAGAAAAUGAUAGCAUGGUGAUGGAACAAGCAGAAGAAGAAGAAGAAGAAGAAGAAGAAGAAGAAGGAGAAGAAGGAGAAGAAGGAGAAGAAGGAGAAGAAGUCAGCAAGUCUAUUGAAACUAGAAGAUCCACAAGAUCUGGUAGAAAUAUUAAGGUAAGCGUAACAAAGGGUGAUGAUUCAGGUGUCAUUAAAGAAGAAAUCAUAGAAGAAAAGAAAACAACAGGUGAAGCGCCAGAUGAGAUAGAAGCACAAGAAGAAGUGAUAGAGGAUGAUGAAUCAAAGGAGUCAGCGGAGGAUAAAUUGGCUAAUGAACCUAUGGCUAAAAGAACAAGACAGUUGUCAAAUAGUGCAACUAUGCAAGAAAAGUUCUCAAAAAAGAAGAGGAAGAAAAACGAUACUCCAAUUGCCAAGAGAACUAGCUCCAGAGUUUCAGAACGAUUAAGGAACAGGAAUAAUCAUUAA
This is a messenger RNA of Vanderwaltozyma polyspora DSM 70294, 1923 nucleotides long. RefSeq names its product Eaf7p (gene EAF7). Lineage: Eukaryota; Fungi; Ascomycota; Saccharomycetes; Saccharomycetales; Saccharomycetaceae. Gene Ontology annotation, cellular component: nucleus; H4/H2A histone acetyltransferase complex. The record is from RefSeq and is a predicted model, not a curated record. The transcript has a single exon. Gene Ontology annotation, biological process: regulation of DNA-templated transcription. The coding region runs from base 1 to 1923 and encodes 640 amino acids.